Boeremia exigua is the source of this 2613-nucleotide messenger RNA. RefSeq lists its product as uncharacterized. Bases 1 to 2613 code for a protein of 870 amino acids. Gene Ontology annotation, molecular function: ATP hydrolysis activity; ATP binding. NCBI's taxonomy places the organism in Eukaryota, Fungi, Ascomycota, Dothideomycetes, Pleosporales, Didymellaceae. The record is from RefSeq and is a predicted model, not a curated record. The transcript has 8 exons.
AUGGCUACCCACACUAUUGCACCAACUGAUGAACAAACCUGUCUUUCAGAGAAAGAUGAUGCAGGUUCAGGAUCACUGCAGGCAACUGACGAAGAAGAAAACGACGAAACUUGUCCCACAGGCCUAGAUACAUUCUUUCGAGAGUGGUUUCGGCAAGACGAAAGCGCCUUGAAAGCAAUUGACGAUGGACACUUCACCAUCAAGAAUAUGUUUGGCGAUGAAAUCUACACCGGGCUCUGGGAAAGCAUAGUUUCGCCCCAUGCACGCCUUGUAGUAUCACUGCAAGUGCCAUCAGACGUUGCAUUGGUCCCUGUACCUCAGAUCUCCGAGAAGGCUGACGUGACUGAGACGACCUACGAAAAUCGAGUUCAAUACAAGGUCAGCUACUAUCGACGACAAGAGUUCGGUGGUCGCUCCGAAUUCAUAAGUCAGAGCGUGUACACUGAACCAAUUGAGCUUGAGGUUUCCGAUGAACGCGAGAACGUCCCAGUCCUUGAAGAAAGCAAGAACGUGGAGUCUCCCCCUCAUUCAGUACAAAAGAACGGCUUUGCAUCAGGCACACAUGGGAAACAACCCAAACUACGUCAGGCUGAUGUAGUCAGUGAGCCAGUCCUCAAGAUACACUCCCCGUACUUGCUGAACGUACUCAAAGCCGUGAUUGAAUGCUCGGCCCAACCACCCGCAGGUGACGACGAUGGUCUGGAUGAUGGAGUCUUCGCAUACCCUUUCAUGGACCUGUACCUGCAUCUCAAUGAUUUGCUCGACUACAAGACUGGAAAAUCAGAGCUUCGAAAGCGCCACUCUGACAUGUUCAAUCAUCAUGCAGACGAGCAUAUCGAGCUUCUUAGAUCGUAUCUUGAGUCACAACCGACCAUCCAGUACAAUGAUGCCAAAGCUCGUUGGAGCAAAAGUAUUCCGUCUACCACAUUCGGCACGCUUUGGCUUUUGAUGAAGCCAGGCACGGAUGUGUAUGUGCGCGAAACCGAUGGCUCGCUCAAUCGCUAUGUUCUCGAUAGAUUGGCGGGCGGAACCCACCAAGACGAAUCAGGCAAGAAGGCCACUAUAAAAUAUACCGCGCAGGUCUGGCAUCUUGUCUUAGAUGACAAAGCGAUUAGAAAAUACGCCAGACAUGUUGAUAUCCAGGUUUUCGAUGACGAAAGGCAAAUCACGGAGCUCCCCAUUUUCCCUGUCCGGUAUCAAGAUCAGGUUGACAAAGGUGCCACCCUUCAGUCUUUGAUCGAUCGGGGCCAAAAGUACUUCGCAUAUUCAAAACACCCUUCCUUUCUGCAAUACGACGGUGAAGGUUUGAAGGCUGGGACCCGAUCGUACAAACGUUCUCGCGUCGUAGUUGAACACGAAUCGAGGCCAUGGACUAAUGGAGGUAUUUGGGGCCCCGAUCUGAGCCACCAUAUGCCGGAAAACAGAGUCCCAGAUGCAGUUAAUACUAUGCGGUCCCCAUUCAGUGUUCCUCCUCCGCCUCCGCCCCCGCCUCCUCCAGGACAGGUCAUAAAUAUCGUUGGUGAAUCUAUGCGUGUAGCGCGUUGUGAGUGCAAGGACUGUCAAGUGCACGCCGCUUCACAAGAAACGUAUCUCCAACUGAAAUUCAGUGACUACCGCGAAAUUAACCCUACGAAGCUGAACAAGCUCACUGACCAUCAAUACUCUAUCCUUCCGUCGCACAUGUUUGCAUUUGUUCUCAACGAUCGCAAUUACGAUCUUCUGGAUGUAGCAAGAUUACAGGAACCCAGCAUGGCCGAGACCGCAAUUGAUAGACUCGUCAUGCCACACGGAAACAAGGAAUUGAUCAAGGCGAUUGCAAAAACGUACACAGACAAUUCCGAAUUGUUCAGCGCAGAUUUCAUUUAUGGCAAGGGCGAGGGCCAAAUCAUCCUUCUGCAUGGGCCUCCAGGUACAGGGAAGACGCUCACAGCCGAAUCUGUGGCAGAUUUCAUUAAAAGGCCGCUACUCAACAUCACGGCGGCCGAUCUUGGACACGAGCCAGAUGCACUCGAGAAAAGUCUCCUUCAAUACUUUCGCAGAGCGAAUGACUGGGACGCGAUAGUGCUGCUCGAUGAGGCAGACGUGUACUUGGAAAAGCGAUCUACUAGCGACUUGGAGCGCAACAGCAUCGUGUCCGUUUUCCUGCGAGCUCUCGACUACUUUCAAGGGAUUCUCUUCCUCACCACAAACAGAGUUGCCCAGUUUGACGAAGCAUUCAUGUCGCGCAUCCACUUAUCCCUGGGAUAUGACAAGCUCAGCGACGACGCGCGAACCCAGAUCUGGGGCAACUUAUUCCAGAAACUGAAAGACGACCAUAGAACGGCGGACCCAAGAUCGAAUGAAGAAGUCAAGGCCUUGCAGUGGAACGGGAGGGAGAUCCGAAACGCUUUCCAAACCGCAGUCGCACUCGCGGUGUAUGACUCAAAAGCUAAGGCCAAAAAUGGUGAGCCGGCAAUACCUGAAGUCACAGAAGAUCACCUGAGGCAGGUGGUGUCGAUGUCGUCGGCCUUCCGUAAGUACAUCACAGCUGCACAUGAGGGUAUGGAUGACUCGGUCUGGGCAUUCAAGCACGGAAAUCGGGAUGACAGGGUUUCGUCUGCUCCGAGAAGAUAG